AUGGCUGCCUCUUGUAGUGGAAAAGCGAAUUUUGUUUUUCAUAUAACCUUAUUAAUCUUAAUGUUUCUUAUUCGUCUUGGCUGGGGAAGAGUCCAUAAAAUACAGUUAAAGGUAUGGUUAUCCUACAAAUGUGGCCCGUAUGGUGUAUUGUUAAUAUUUUUGUAAUUACUCACUUGUCGAUACCAUCAUUUUAGCUUGUGCUUCUUGUAGGUUGAGACUUAAGCUUAAUUAGGGUUCUUAAGAACGUUUUCAAUGGGAUGCUCUGUUAGGCAACCAGCUUUAAAACACCUUAUUUCACUCGGCGUAAACAUAUGAAGAAACAUUUGAAAAAAGGACUGAAAUGUCGUGUUUGAAUAACUACAUUGAGUAAAGCAUAAUUUAUGGAAAAACACAUCAUAGAAUACGUUUUCAUUUUUUAUUUGCACAUUAUUAAAACUGUUUCCUUUUUCCUUCGGGGGAAAAAGUAACAGAGGCAUUUUGUCAGUUGUCGGUGCUCAUUGAAACCCCAAAGCUAAUGGUAAACAGCUCGGCCUGUUUAUAUUGAGUUGUGGCAUUUGCUUCUGGUUAUGGAUGAACUUGGGAGGAUUGCUGAGAGCUCAGAGCUGGAUUGUUCAAAGUUGGUUUAAGAUAAGCCAGAAUAAUGCAAAAUUAGAAAUCAAAUAUGAAAGCCUAAAAAGCCAAUUCAGUUGAAUUAAUUUUGUCUACAAUUUGAUCAUUGGAUGUGCUAAAAAGAAUAGAGAAAAUUAUCAGGGAGAUUACAUUUGAACUAAAGAAACAAGAACCCACAAUAAAAAUUAACGCUGGGUCAAUGCUAAUCAUUCUUCAAACAAAUUCUUUGAGAUUAAUGUAUUAGUCAACCAAGUCCAUGCAGAAUAGGAACGUGAAGGACACUUGUGCUUUUGAAUGUUAAGUGAACAUUCUAGCUGUGCUAUAAUUUCAUUUUAUUAAGUAUAAUACACAUGUUAAUUGAUAGAUUUAUGAUAUAUAUCAAUGGUUCCAAAUAUACUUCAUUGAUUCCCUUACAGAUCACAUAGGUAAGAAAACAAAAGACCUGCAUGUAUCGGAUAACCUCCCCAAAGUUUAUAGCCUGUGAAUUGUAUUCCCUUUAGGAUGAAGUGAGGCAGACAAUUGAAUUGAGUAAGUUUGGAUUUCUUCAAAAGGGGAACCUCACUGUUAAAUUUUCUAACUUGACGAUAGAAGACAUGAGGCAGUCAAAUAAAGUGCAGGUAAGUAUAAUGAAGAAGCAAAUGGCUGCAGGUCCAUCAGUUCAGGAAGCAACUCAUUGGUGAUAAAAUGUUAAAUGCAUGUGCCAGUAGUAAUAUAUUCUGGUCAUAAAACAUAUCAUCGAAUUAAAGUGCCUGUGUAUUAACAAUAAUUAUUUGAAUUAUAUGAAUGGAGAUCAUCGCAGUUAUAUCGCAACUUUUGCAGUUGCAAAAAGUAAGUCUGAAAAAAAAAAACAGGCUUGCACGUGAUUCGAACCCUUGACCUCUGCGAUACCGGUGCUGCAAUAUAAUUCUUCACUCUGCAGUUCACAUAUAUGAUUUUCACAUAUUCACAACUUCAAUAUAUGUCAAUGUAAAGUCAGUUCUAUUUAUACUCUUACUGUGAUACUCACAAAACUCUGAACACCGCAAGUGUUGAUUUUUUAAUGGAAUUUUAUUGUGCUGCAAGGAAAAAGCCAAUGAGGCAUGAGAAAACCAAACUGCAAACAUCAAUGAUAGUUAUUUUGGGGUUUGCUCUUGUGUCCUAAUCUAUUAUACGAUUAUGUCUAUAAUCGCAUUUGCCAAUAUGUAGUUGUAUAAAGCCAGGAUAAGAAAGUUAAUGAUGAUAAUACUACUACUACUACUACUACUACUACUAAUAAUAAACUAAUAAUAGUUAAAAUUUGUAUAGUGCCUGUCCAGUCCUGCUCUAGGCCCUUUACAUAACAUUCCAAACAAUAAAUAGUAAAUGAAUGAAAAUUAAGAUAAAAAUAGCCAUACUAACAAAGAUGUGCUUUCCUAAGAAGGUAUGUGUCAAGGUUAGAUUUAAAAGUACUUAAAUAUUGUCACAUGAACGGAAGUUGUCUGGUAGACUGUUCCACAGGUCAGGAGCAGCAGCAGCAGGGCUCUAGACCCAUAGGAUUUCUGAUUAAAGUUACUGGGAUUCAUGCAUACAUGUAGUGUACUAAAUGAUCGGAGUGUUCUGAGCGGUGAAUAGCAAGUUACCAAAUCUUGAAUGUAGGUGGGUACUUGUUGGUGUAGAGCCUUGAAAUUGAGCACAGGAUUUUGAAUUUAAUACGCUCAUUUACAGGAAGCCAGUGUAGAUUGGACAGAACUAGGGUGAUGUGGUCAUAUUCGCAAAAGCAUUCUGUACCGAUUGAAGCUUUUUCAAAACAUACUUCAGCACAUUAUACAAAAGAGAGUUGCAGUAGUCAAGCUUGAAGGGUGCAAAAGCAUGGACGAGAAUCUCAGUAGUCUUUGAAGAUAGGAAUUUUCUUAUACAGGAAAUUUUAUGCAGAUAGUAGAAGGCUGAUAUACAUACUAAUUCACAUGAGGAAGCAUAGACAUAGGAGUGUCAAAAAUGGCACCAAUGUUUUUGGCAGAUUGGGAUGGAUGAAUUGUAUCAUUUCUGAAUCAAAGUGGUGGUUGAGACUAUAGGACAAUGCAUUUAGAAUAGAGGUAGAGAAGUUCAGUUUAUUAAGAGCUGGGCACUUAUCAAGAUCUAACUAGCAAUCCUGGAUUUUAGCAGUGGUACUGGGUGAUUCUAGGUCAUUGCUUGGUGAAAAGGAGAUGCGUUAUUGAGUAUCAGCAAAGAAAUGAAGUUGUAUCUUGUAAUAACGCAGGACAUCAGCCAGUGGUGCUGUAUAAAGUAGGUACAGGAUGGGUUUAAGGACAGAACCUUGAGGCAUGCCACAUUUGAGCUCGCGAGAUUGUGAUUUUUUCCAUCUAUUAAGGUAAAUUGUGUGCAGUUUGUAAGGUACAACCAUAACCAGUCAAGAGCAGUACUGUAAAUUGAGAACCUAAAGUGAAGUCUUUUAAGUAGGAUAUUGUGGUUGACAGUGUCAAAAGCUGCAGACAGGUCAAGCAGCAAAAGUAUAACACAGUGACGAUUAUCAAUUUGUGAAUGCAAGUGAGGACAGUUUUGCAGCUAUGGAAAUUGCUUAUAGACUGAUUGUAGAGGUUCAUUAAGUUGGUAGAAUGAUUCCAGGUAGUGUUGUAGACGUAAAGCCACAACUUUCUUGGUAAUUUUAGAAAUAACUUUGAGAUUUAAGAUAGGUCUCAGGGCUCGAAAUUAAACAAAUCUUCAGGUCGCCUUUUGGCGACCAACCGGAAAAUUAUAGUCGCCAGAUGCAAAUUUGGAGGUAAACUGGCUUUGUUUCUGCGAUUUGGCGCAUUUUUUAUGAUGAAAGCAAAGCAAGAUAAGAUGAAAUGUUUGCUUUAAUUUUACUCUUCUAAAAUCUGGUCGCCACUUUGGCGACUAAACCAGAAUUUUUAGUCGCCAAGGAGAAAAUGUUAGUCGCAUUGGCGACCAUAUCAGUCGCAAUUUCGAGCCCUGGGUCUUAAUUACCAAGGACCUCAUGAUCCAAAGGUUUCUUGUUUUAAAACAAUUAAUCAUCUCCAGUCUAUUGUUGUCAUACAGCUCUGGACUUAAUUACUGUCCUUAUUUAUUUAUUUAUUUAUUUAUAUUUAUUGGUUUCAUUCUUGGUGUUGGGGAACGGGGCUUGUUUGAGACAGGGGGCAUGCAGCUAUAUAGACAUGGCUCGUACAAUCUUUAAAAGGUCUUGAAUUUUACUAGUCAUCUUGAAAAGUCCUUGAAUUCGGUUUAGGUCCUUGAAAAGUAGCUGAUUUCUUUAUUAGGUCAUGAAAAGUACUUGAAAUUCACAACCUUGUCUAUGCCAGACACCUUUUUCUGUAAAAUUAGAUUAUUUUGCCGAGGAAAAUUUAGCUCAUCCUCAGUGCAAGAACCUGUAAAACUCACGGGUAUUGUAAAAACAUUUUUGUGCAUGAACAAUAUUUUGUUUCUUUAUUUCAAAUGCCAUUUCUGUACCUCAGAUGCAAUUGCAAGUCAUACCCAGUCAUUUUGUAACGUCUUGUAGUGGAAAGUACAUGUAGUAUGAAAAUAAUGUGAUCAGUGAUAGGGGUGUAACGAUUCGUAUUCCUUGUGAUUCGAUUCGAUUUCGAUUAUUGCCUUUUGAUUUCGAUUAUUUCGAUUCGAUUAUGUAAAUGUUUCUUAAUUCUUAUAACAUAACGCGUAAUGUAAACAACAUGCAACCCUAAACAACAGGGACAGGAGGAUUCGCAGUUGCUUGGUUCAUCGCCAUGUUUGAGAACCUGACAAAGAGUGUGUUGCACAUGCCUUAUUUGGAAAUUCUCAAGGGGAGGUUGAAGGACAGCAUUUUUACCAGGCAACACAAAAUGGUGCACAAACUGCUAUCGUCUUUGCUGGUCAAUCAAAAACGCACAUUAAAGAGUUCUGGAUUCUUAUUUUAGAAUAUAAUAACUCACUGAGGGCACCCUGGAGAAGGUGUCCAAAAAUCCAACCAAAAUCAAAACGUGGAAGCAGAGAAUCGUGAAUCGAACCGAAUGGUCAUAAUCGUGAUUAAUCGAGAAUUCAAUUAAUCAUUACACCACUAAUCAAUGAUGGCUGAAGAAGUAAUAAUGGUAAAUGACUUCAUGAUGUGUUUUAGCCAAUAGGGUGAUCAAAGGGGAUUAAAGAAUGUCGAUUUAUUAAAUAAAUCUUAGUUCUUGAAAACUGUAAUUUGUCCUUCAAACAUCCUUGAAAAGUCCUUGAAAUUUGUUUGUCUGAAGUUGUACGAACCAUGUAUAGAGUCAGGGUGCAAAGAAAAUCAUUUUUACAGCUUGCCAUUCGGGCAAGCUGAAGCUAGCAUUUAGUAGCCCAGACAUCAUUUCAACUAGCCCCAAAACGUUUUGACUAGCAGAAUUAUUGUUUUCACAGUUCUUCUGUUAUUUGAAUUCCUCAAAAAAAAUCACUUAUCCACCGGGCAAGUUAAAAACAGAAUUCACUAGCCCAAUAGCAAAAUCCACUAGCCACGGGCUAUCGGACAUUACUUUCUUUGCACACUGAGAGUUGUGAAGUAGAGAUCACUCAGGAAGGGUUUUUUUAUUGUUAGUUUGGCUUUACUUUGGAGAAGACAGGAAGUGAUGGAAUAUCACCUUAUAUGGUAAGAAUGUUUAUAGUUCUGAGUUUUUACCAUUUGUACUUAAGGUUGUGGGUUACUGCAGUCUUCAGAUUGGCAGCUAGUGUUGGUCCAGGGCUGUCAAUAAAGGCCUGGCACGAGCCGGCCGUUAACCAAAGAUGGGUUGAAACUGUGACAGUGAUGAGGGAAGUAACAAUUAAUACAAUAGUAAAAUAUCAACAGCAACAUGGCCUCCUGCCUCUUCAAUAGGCAAAACUACUUCUUUUGAAAUUCAGACUAGGGACUGCAUCCAUACUCCAUUAAGAGAGCAUAUCUCUGGAAACUAGCUACACCCCUAUUUAGGUUGAAUCCAUUUAUUUAAUCGCCGUCCAGUUACAGGUCAAAUUUGAUUUCAGGUUAAUUUUCAUUUAACCAAGGUUGAUUCACAAAUUCCUUUGUCUCCUUGCCCUAAUUCAAUAGAGAGUCAACCUAGGUUAAAUAAUUUUAACCUGAAUAUAAUUUGACCUGUAACAUGUACCACUGGUGGUGACUGUUCUCAUAUACUGAACAAUAAUUUAAUAAAUGAGGCUGAAUAUCUUAUGAAGAAUUAUGGAGAUCGAGGAGGGUGUUAUCCUUCGAGGCCGUAGGCCGAGGUGGAUAACAUACUCUGAGAUCUCCAUUAUUCUUCAUAUGAUAUGAAAGCCGAAUUCAAUGAUUGAUUUAUUAUUCAUUCAAAAUAAUUCCUAGUUUCAAAACAAAGCUAAAACCUGCUUACCUCCAUUGAUGUUAAGUUCACCUUCAAUAGUGCACGUUUAGGGUUUUUCAGCUCCACAAAUGUUCGCCAAAUAGCAGAUGUCGCCCUUCAAGUUGUGUUCUUGCUGUUCUCCCCAUGUUUUUGCUAUAAUUUUCCCUAGUUCUUACUCUUCAAAAGAGUGAAAUGUCCGACAUUUUUUGUUUUCACAACCAAAACAACUCAACCUCGUCCACAGAUCUUCUCGGUUAAAAGUGCCUUAACCUGCAAGAACGCUGCACUUUUUACGUCAUUUCCUCGUUAAACACAAAAUUCUUCCAAAUUUGGUCAUCAGUAACUGGUUAUGGUGAAUUAUGCGUGUGCUUUUAGCCAAUCAGUCGCGGAAAUAUUUUGAAUGUAUAAUAAUAAUAAUUAGUAUAUGAGAACAGUCACCAUCAGUUGUACAUGUUAUACUAAUUAUUAUUAGUAUAUUGUACAAAUAUUGUAACUCCUGCUAGACAUUCAUUAUGCAUAUAAUAUUUCUGAGGUCUGAUUUUUAAUUAUCUUAGGAACAGCACAGUGAGAGAUGUAUUCUUAAGGAUCAGUCUCAAGUACGUUCUAAUGGCAACCAAAUAUCUUUGGCAAUUAUCAAGUUUGUUCUGACAGAUCAGUCACAGUAAGUUUAUUGGCCUAGCAUGUAAAAUAAAUUUAGGUUUAUUUUUUAUUGAAAGGUACCUCAAUGCAAGCCUUUGUUAAAUAUCCACAUUUUUCUGAUACUUUCUUUACAUUGUCCUUAAACUUGGCACUAUUAUUAUCUAUGUUUUGUUUAACCCAUGCUAAAGUUAUAUUUGUAUUUCUGCAAUGGGACAAAAUAACCAUGACUGUGUUAAAAGAGUCCUAUAAAGGUGUAUGUAUGUAUUGUAUGUAUUGAACCAAACAGUUUCUCUGAUUCUAAAGUCCAAUGCUUUUAAUUUAUUUUAGACUUAUUAGUCUCGCUUGCUUGAGCAGAGCGAGACUCUUAAAAUGCAGUCGGUUUUCUUUUUUCGUCGGACCUAGUUUGUAGGCCACGCGUUCUUAGCGAAGACCGUGGAAACUGGGGAUAAGAAUUGUGACGACUUUCAUUGUAUGGAAAUGAGUCUCGUGAUGAGAAUGCAGUUUAUUUCGGUGAUGACUGAAAUGACGCAUGUAAGUUUGGCAAUGACGUAAUUUUCCUCUAAUGGAGGCCCUAGAUUUUCGUGUAAUUAUGCACGACAUGCAGGCACAUCCCCAAGCAGGAUGAGAAAAUAUUAUAGCGGGGAAAUCCUCAGGAUUUUGUGGCUUUUAAGGCGUUACGUUUCUCAGAAUAUUGUCGCAAUUACAGGAAAUGUACGGUUAAAUAGAUUCACUUUGUUUUAUGUAUUUAUUUGAUAGAUUUUCGCAUUUGUUACGAUGUGAAGUCGUGUUGCACUUCAAAAAAUACUUGAGAUAUGAAGUAUCCACUGACACGUAAUUUUUACGUCCGCACGUGCUUAAAAUUUGCAUUCGCAAAUAAAAUAAAGGCAAUGUAUGAAAGGCUGCACAUACAAUUAUGCAAGCGCAAAAGUAGAAACUCACUUAAUUUGACGUUUAAUCUCAAUACUUUAUGUCUUACCUCUAUUUGAUUUACGUGAUUAAAAUUUACGUGCGUUAACGUGCGGAGCCAAAAACGCAUCAGUGGAAAUCCACCCUAACGUGUCACUGAUGUGUUUAUACGGGUAGCUUUGAACUUGACUAACCGCACACUCUACUUGCAACACUUCAUGUCCAUAGAAUAGAAAUCCCAUAUCGAGCUUUUCCGGAAAGGGUUGGUCCAAGAAUUCUAUGGCUUGAAAGCGUUGAUUAUUUUGGAACAACUUACUGAUCACUUGAGUGGUCGAAAAAAAAGAAUAAUCUUAAUGAGCAAAACUUCAAGGUUUACUGGAAAAUCAGGAUCGAGGAUUGAGGAUCGAGAAAUCAGGGAUCAAGGAUCGGUUAAAAAGAACUUGAAAAUAAAAUAAAUAAAUAAAUCGUGGAUCAGUGAUGAUGUGGGCCGCAGGCUGUAGAUAAAUUUCACAGAACAUAACCCCGUUUGCUGUACUAAACGCUAAAUUCAAGUAAACUAAUCCGAGUCUGUCUGAGUCAGUGAUUGUUUUGACGAGAAAAUGAAACGCUUUAUCCUGGUGAUACUGUAAUACAAGAAAAAACUUUUAACAGUUUUUAAUUUUUCAGUGUACAUUUGCUUUCAGUACUCCUUAUUUUUCUUGUAAUUGUUGUAUGCAUGACCCCACCAGCAAUGCUGAUCUUUUUAUCGUGCCAUAAACUAAGGUUCUUACCUACCCACCUACCUACCUACCUACCUAUCUAUCUAUUUAUCUAUCUAUCUACCUAUCUACCUACCUACCUAUCUAUCUAUCUAUCUAUCUGUCCGUCCGUCCGUCCGUCCGUCCAUCCGUCCGUCCGUCCGUCCGUCUAUCUAUCUAAAAUGCAUGCUGUGUACAACUCUAAACAUUGUACUCUGAGACUGUACAGAGAUAUUAAAAGUAGAUACUAAGCAGCUAUGGAAAAUGUCAUUACUUUUAUGCGAUAUUGAUAUCUUAGAAAACCGACAACUAAUUCAACAGGAAUAGGUGCGAACUGAAUUAACUAUAUGUUGUAUAAGGUUCUGUUCAACUUACACUUUUUUCCUGUGAUGAACAUAUGCUGUACCGAGCCGUAUCUUGGUUCGGUACAAAGAAGCUAUGUAUAUUUAUACUGACAGAGUCAUGGGCCCCUGAUACCGAUAAAAAUCAUCGUUCAAUUUUGUGAGUGUGGAAUCCCUGAAAGAGUACUCCUCAAUGGAGCAAUAUCAAUAUGUAGAAGUUUUUCAAAGGUUUCACACCGGUUUGAGGCUAAGAUGUGCGGCCUGUCUCUCCUUGCAAUUUUUACUUUUUGAGUAUAUACAUUAUGACAUGCAACACUCGUUUUGUAUUCCAAACGAAAAGUAGUUUAACGGCACCGGGGCCUUUGACAACAAAACUCAUCUCCAAGCAAGCGAGACUCAACGCUCCUAAGAGCGUUCUUGUUAUUAUUUUUUUGUAUCAAAUGGCCUCUCUUUUCUUUUCUGGAGGUGGGUAAAUUAUAUUUUAUAUAAGAUAUUUUAUUAACAUAAGAUAUUUUAUUAACAUUUCUAGGGAAGUAGAGAUUUAUUACAUGUGCUUUAAUAUGUGUAUUUAACCCUUUUUUACUUUUAGUAUUGAAAUUGACAAGUAUGGCAGUGAUUUCUUAGACUUGAGUAUCAAGGACAUGGGUAGAUUGUAUACAACAGUGGCAACUGCGACAUCUUCACCAGUCUCAUCUGGUACCCAUAUUAAGAAUGGGUCACAAACAGCUAUUAGAACUCCUACAAGCUCUAUGUUAUCAGCUGUAACCAACAAAAGCCAGAAGAUGUCUUCUGCUGUAUCAAUGUCAGUGAGCACUUUGACAAGCCCUUCACCACCAUCCAACAGUACAGUUACUUCUCCUUCAAGAAAUUCAGCUGACCAUAGUAAACAGUUUACUCCCAGUGAAGGUGGAAACAUUACCCGAAAAAGGAGAGAAGCAGAAACAACUAGGGCAACUCUAGUGAAAGGUCCAGUUCAAAGUUUGCCCUUGUAUAAAUCAGAGAAGACAUAUUCUGGUAAUGUAAGUAGAACCUCCCUAUUUACUAGACCUUCUCAAAAUUUACAACCUAGUAAAAUUUUUAUGAUCUAAGUCAACAAUGUCAUUGACUAUCCUAAGAUAUAUUGCAUGAAUUAAAGACUUGUAGAUGAUGAGCCUUUUCUGUUGCUGCCCCAUGCUUCAGAACUCUCUUUACUCUACCAGAGAUACCAGACAAGCAAAUAACUAGACUCUUUUAAGUUUAUGUUUUUACACAACUUUAUUAAUUUUUUAUAAAAGCUAUUUUAGCCUUAUUUAUUGUGAUAGUAUAUUACUUUGUUUUUUUCUUACAUUUAUUUUUAAAUCUAUUUUGCAAAGUGCCAUUUUAAUUUUGGAUUUUGGUGCUACAGUGUAUAUUCAAAUUUCACUAUAUUUGUUAUUAUUUUCUUUUAAUAUUAAGUAUGUUAUUGAACUAUAUUCACCCCAGUCAUUAUUUUAAUAACCAACAAAUAGGGGUUAAAUGUCCUAUUCCCUUAAAGUUAAGACAGUUAAAUAGAAUUUCAAUAGAACUGUUUUUAUUUCUGUCAUUCUUGUUAUUAUCCACAUCCCUUGUAUCACUUGUGACAUCAUCAGUUUUAACAGUCAAGGACAUUUUUUUCAUGUACUAAAUUGUGCAGGAGGAAGAGAUCUUUCAAACCAUACCCAUCCAGCAUGAGCAUGAUUCAGUCAAGGACGGAAACAACCAUGUAAAGUUCACCUGAAAACUGUAAUGAAAAUCUUUUUCCACUAGACAGCUUCACUUCCUUCCAUCUACUCCUACAAUCCUUAAUGCUUUACCAAAAAUUCUUUCCCUCUGAAAUGAAGCCUGGUAAAUGCCCUGCCAAAGAAAAGAAAAAGGGCAAGAGAUUGAAGCAGACAAAGAUUGCAGAAAAGUCCAGACUUUUAAACCCAAAAUACUCUCUAAAAAUUUAGCUUUCUGUGCAUGUCUGAACUUCUGAAGCUGAUAUUUUGCAUCUGGAAUAGAAGGCUGCAUAGUGCAGGACCUGUAAAUGGUUCUUUAGUAUGUUUUAGCUCUUAAUAACCAGACACCAGGUGUCUGGUGAUAUGAUGGGACGGAAUGGCCACAAAAAUUUUAGCUCCGUUGCUAUUGCCCUAGUGCACUUUUAUUUCCUAACCUCUACUAAUCUAAAUGGAAGCAAAAAUUAAUACUCUGGGAUGAUACAAUCACUCAAAGAGAAGUUUUUAAAUCAUCUUACGUUGCUCCAAGCAAUUUAACAGCUGAUAUCACAAUAACAGCCACAUGUGUUUUCAAGUUCUACUGCGGUUUUGACCAGGAAAGCAUUCCUUCGGUGAAGAAUAUCAUACUACUCCAAUAGUUUGGCUACCUUCAAUCCAAAGCUACUACAAAUCAUUCGUAGCAGUGAUAUUCACCCUCAAUGUGGAAAAAUGUUUGAUAAAAUAGAUAAUAAAAUGUUUGACAUGUUUGAAAGAACCAUCGCUCAAAAUCAUCAAAGCACAACAUGCACUACUUGCAAGUCAAGGUUUCACACCAAAUGCAGUGGCCUGUGUGUCGUGAAUUAUAAACGAAUAAUUUCAAUCUGGUGAUAUCAGGGACUGGAACUCCUCAAAUUGAAAAGAGUCAAUCCAAGGAGUUUUUAAUUUCUCUGACUCUUUCUUUGAAGAGAAAAAUGAAAGUCAAGUUGAAAAUGCAAAUGACCAAGAUGAGUCAACAAGCAUGGAAAAUUAUGCAAACCUGUAUUGUUCCAAUCUUGAUUUGUUUGCUCAGAGAAAACAAGACUCCAGAAAUAUGCUGAUUAAGCACUUACCCUGUAAACAUCAAUAGCAUCCAGGGCUUCUGAUAUUUCGCGGAAAAAAACACCAAAUUUCGCGGGAUUUUCGGGGGCAAAUUCGCGGAAAAAUCGGCCGAUUUCGCGGGAUUUUCGCGGGAAAAAAGUCAAAACUUGCGGAAAAAUUGGCCGAUUUCGUCGGAUUUUCGCGGGAAAAACUCAAAAUUCGCGGCAAAAUCCGCCGAUUUCGCGGGAGAAAAGUCAAAAUUCGCAGGAAAAUCGACCGAUUUCGCGGCAUUUUAGCGGAAAAAGUCAAAUUUCGAAGGAUUUUCAGGGGCAAAUUCAUAGAAAAAUCGGCCGAUUUCACGGGGAAACUUCGCCAAGAAACAAUCAGUAAAAAACAGCCGAUUUCGCUGGGGUUUUUUGGCAAAUUUCGCUAAAAACGAUCAAUUUUGCGUCGAUAUGACCAGCGUUGUUUAACGUUUUUUUAACAGGGAUAAUCAUUUGCUCCUUCAACAACAGUUUGCUCGAGAAAUGAACGAAUGCUAAAGUUGUUUACAUUGUGGUUAGUGCCCAGUUUUUCGCAAAGUUCAUCUAAGAACGCCUGUUAGUUUUGGGACGUUGUUUACUCGUUGCAGUGACGAAGUUUCAAGAUAGAUUUGGACAUUUGGGAUGAAUAGAAAAGGUCUAAUAGCCAAGAUAAGUAUUAAAUAUGUUUUGCCGACAUGUAUUUGGAAAUAUUUCUUGCGGAUUUCGCGGUAUUUCGCGUUUUUUGGGGAAUUUCGCGGGAUUUCGCGGGUCCGCGACCGCGCGAAAUAUCAGAAGCCCUGAGCAUCCGAAAUAAAGUGGAAGAACUGAGAGACUUAAACUCUUUCCUGAUAGCUCAAGUAAUAUUCAUCUCUGAAACAAAGAUUCACAGCUCGAAUUCCAAUGACUUAUUCAACUUUGAAGGGUAUCGACUAGUUCGUAAAAAACAUAAAAAGGGUGGCUGUGGCAUCCUGGUGUAUAUUACACUUUCAUUGACUUCAAAGAAGAUAAAGCUUCCAAGAGAGUACAAGACCAUUGAGGCUCUUGUGAUAAAAAUAAAUGUUGCCGGUAGGGAAUCAAUAAUCCUGGGAAUUUAUAGGCCACCAAAAUCAUCAGUUGGCGAUUAUUUUCUGAGGCUUGAAGGUGAAUUAAAUCGUCUCAUGUGGUCGACCAUGCUAAAGUAAGAUGUGAUAGUUGUAGGUGACCUAAAUUUGGACAGCUAGAACAUAUGUGGACAAGAGAGAAGGGAAACUAUCAUUGGAUCUAGAGGAGGUACAUAUAAUUUGAAAUGUCUUAUGGACAAACCCACUUGGGUUACACCAACCUCACAAACACUGAUUGAUGUUCUGCUGACAAGCAAUCCGGAGUAUUUUAGAUCAAGUGGUAUAAUCAAUCAUGGAUUAAGUGAUCAUACCAUGAUAUAUGGUAUUAUGAAUAAUAUGGUCAAGAAUUACCCCUCUAAAAUUCUCUCGUGCAGAAAUUAUGUGAAACUGGAUGAAGAAGGCUUUGGGAACGACCCAGUUACUGCAGCAUGGCAUUUUAUGGACAUAUUUGAAUCUCUUGAAGAGAAGUGUGAUUAUUGGCACAGUCUUCUCAACUACGUUAUUGACGAACACAUCCCAGUAAAGAAGAAGCAUGUGGGAACUCAAGAUGUCCCUUACGUGACCAAGAACUGGAAGAAAGCAAUCAGGGACAAGAGAAAGGCAGCAAAAGCACAUGCAAACAACAGAAUAGAGGGGAACUGGGAAAUGAAAAGGAAGACCAGAAAUGCAGCUACAAAACAACGACGCAUUGCUAUUAAUAAAUUUCUUAAAGUAAAAUCUGAGGAAUUGAACUUUAAUCUAAACACAGGAAUUCUUCAAAACUUUCAGACCUCCUCUGGCGAAGGGAAAUGGAUCCUCUGGUUAUGAUUGUUUGUUACUGCAUGUGACAUUGGAACUGUGGCCAAAGACCAAAAUGUAGUUGCGGAAGAAUUUGCUGGUUAUUUUUCUACCUUGGCUAAUGAUCGAUAUGGGUGGUAAAUCCAGCUUAUCUUUAACAGAGGACGAUUUUACAACCCAUCCAAGUGUCACAAAUAUUGAAAACAACUGGCCUUCUACUGAUAUGUUCACAUUUACAGAGAUCUCUUAUCGCGAAACUGCUAAAGCCUUAUGUGGCCUUAAUCCUUCAAAGUCCACUGGUCCCGACUUAAUACCGCCAAGAAUUUUGAAGCUAGCCGCAAGGGAACUUGCACCCUUACUGACAAAAAUCUUUAAUCUAUCAAUAACAUCUAGGUAUUAUCCCUAGAGAUGGAAGAGAGGGGAUUGGGUACCUGUUUUUAAGAAAGAUGAAAAAAUGGAGAAGAAGAACUAGACCCAUGACAGUGUAAAAUGCUGUAAACAAAGUCUUUGAACAGCUGCAAGGCAAGCAAGUAGUAACCAAAGUGGAUUUACAUCUUUCCCAAAAUAUGUCAGCCCACAGAAAGCAUCACAGCUGUCAGAUGGCCUUAAUAAAACUUGUAGAAGAUUGGAUUGGAGACUGGCCAUUGACAAAGGAAAGUUCUGGGGAUUAUCUCUUCUGAUACUAGCAAAGCAUUUGACUCUCUCCUUCUGUUGCUCAUGGUCAAGAAACUACAAGCCUAUAAUUUCUGUAACGAGUCAUCAUGUCUCUUAAGAUCUUAUGUUUAAGACCAGCAAGGAAGGGUUAAGCUUGCUACAGUUAACAGCUCUCGGCAUGACAUAAGAAAAGGCUGCCCCCAAGGGUCAUGUUUUGGACCAUUGCUGUGGAACGUGUUUCAGAAUGACUUAAGUUAUAGUAUUAAGAACUGUGAUAUUUCUAUGUAUGCAGACAACCAUCAAAUAUGUGCCUCUCACCAGCUGAUCGAAAACGUUGCUACUCUGUUGAACAACAAGGCUAAGAUUGUAUCCGACUGGUAUAAAAAUAAUUUCCUGCUGGCAAACAAAGGCAAAUUCCAGGCAAUGUUUCUAGCGUCAAAAGCAAAGAAUGCACAAGAGGCGCAGCCCUGGGAAUUAAAAAAGGAAAGGGCCAUAAUGGUGAAUGCUUUUGUUGAGGGCCAUCUCUUGAUCUUUUGCAGGAUUCACACAAUGGCACACUCCGGCUGGAACACUGAAGACCUGAUGGUGCUAAUGUUCAACGUCAAAAAUGGACAUCUCUGAAUUAUUCCAAAUAAUGGAAACUAAUUAUAAUUUACGUAUUUCAGACUUUGUAGUUCUGAGAUGUAAUACUGUAACCUAUAGAAAACAUUCUGUCAGAUAUCUAGGGCCUUAUUUAUGAUGCAAAUUACCGGGAAAUGUACGGACACAUUGUGACUUGAACAGUUUUAAAAGACAAAUUAAGAAAUUGGACCUGGAAAGUUUUUUGCUCGAGUAAUGUCCAACUGGCUGUUUUCUAUGUUUUUCUUAAACUAAAAUCCUACAAUUUUUAACAUUGUACAUAUACACAUAACUCUAUAUUUCUAUUACUUAUAGUAAGUGUAUAGUAGUUUUUAUUAUUAUUAUUAUUAUUUUUUUUUAAUUCACACACAUCUAAGAGUAUAUUUUAUAUUGUAUUUUUUGUUAUUUAUGUUAUGGUGUCCCCAAUUAGCAACACUAUGCUAAAGUUACACGACAGUUGAAUAGAGUUUAUUAUUAUUAUUACACCUGCAUCUGCACAGUCUGCACCUUAGUAUCCUGUAGUCAUGAUGACUGCUGGUGCACCUUUCCCUCCAUUUGACUUUGUUUUUAGACUGUCUUAUGGCAUCACAAAACCUCAAACCUGAUAAAUCAGACAUGUUUUUUCUCCAGUGCUUCUUUUAUCUUCCUAUUCUUCUCCUUCCUUGCACUUUUCUUGGAAUGCAUGGCUGAAUGAAAGACAUGCCCAAAUCACUUGAACUUGGGUUUCUUUAUAUGACCUUCAUUAAGAUGUCAUCAUAGGGCAUGAUGGCUUGCCUGUUGGUGAUGUGGUCUUUGUAUUAGAUGCUUAGCUAUUUCUAAUAAGCAUAAGGUGCCAAUAACGAUGUUAUUUCUGGCACGUAUCUUGCUAGUUGUUACACAAGUCGCAUACUUCCCAGCUCUGCCCUGGUGCACAGCAGAAGGUGUGGUCCUUGUUGAUCUAGGUGAUGACCAAUCCAGUAUGGGCUGAAAAAGGAUUUCUUUUUAGCUGGCGUGUGAUGGGCAUUGGGCAUUAUCAAUAUGAGCGUGGCUGUGUCCUUCUCACAUGCCUGAUUUGGGUUUGGAGUUUUCCUUCUUCUAGAUGGUAUUCCGUCCAAGGAUAAAGAGCCCCAUCUGCCCAAACCUUAUAUACUGCAGGUGACUCAGUCCUUUAACACUAAUACGGUGAACUUAGCCUUCAUUCAAUGAGGCUCACUACAGUGGGUGCCUUCUGGGUGGAAUUUCCGUGGGAACAGCCUCAGACCUGUUGCAAGAAAAGUUGCACACAUAAGUGGGUGCUAUUGGCUAGGCCUAAAAGAGAUUGGAACAUUGACAGUGACCAGAAAACGGCUUGACUAGCUUCAAAACAUGUUUUUUGCCAAGAUGGGUAAAAAGAAUAGCGAUACUCACGGUGAUGUCAACUAUGUGUUAGUCAUCCCUGAGCCUCAGGGUGAUUUACUUUGUUUUAUUCUCCUAAGUCACAUUGAAAUUUUAAUUUAUUGUAAUUGGUCUAUUGUUGUUGUUGUUUUUUCAUGUAGUUUGUGGUGCAGAUAAAGAGUAAAGCUGAGGAAGGAUUGUACAACCUUUACUUUCACAACUGUCCUCUCUCCAACAAGGCAAGGGUUCCAGUGGCAAUACAGGUGAUGAUGUCAGUCUCCUUAUGGUACUGUUAUAUUAGAUAAUGUUUUAUUAAAACAUCUCAGCUGUCUGGAAUCCCAUAUGUCCUUGUAUAUGUGAUUAGCAAAUCACUAAUCACUCCCAUCCAGACCACCUACAUUUCUGUACUGGAGAAAAUAAAUUUUAUUUCCCAGAAAAAAUACUUGAUAAGGCAUCAAUUAAACAUUGGCAAGAGCAGCGUGUAAAAGGGGUAAGUUUUGCUUUGACCCUUUUUUGAGUUUUUUUUUUUUUUUCGCGCAGAAUGGGAGUCCAUCUUUUUAUCCCAUAGACCUUUUGGUUUCCCAUUAUGGCCCCUUGAUCAUCAAUUGGAAUUAUUGACACUUUGUGCCAUAUCAUGUUGUAUUUUCAGUAUACAAAUAUUGUUCACUAAUUGUCCCUUUAACUUAUGGUUUCUAUGGUUGGGGAAAUUGUAGCAUCAUCAAUCUUUUUCUGUUCUCUAGGACUCAUACAUUUCUGCUUUUUUUAUGAGAAUUGUCAGAAUAUGAUUAUGUUCAAGAACCAUGUAUUAUACACAAUCUUAGUUUUGCCUUGUUAUUUACUUACCUUGCUUUAUGUUAUUUUAUUCUAUUUGUUGUUUUGUACAGUGUCUUCAUUGCUUUUUGUUCCAUCUACUAGAUCCUUGUAAUGUAAAUAUGUCUCUCUCCCCUACCCACCUUGAUUAUUUCUUAGGUGGGAAAAUAAUUAUUAUUUAUAUUUCUGGAAAAUAUACCACUCGUAAAAUUCAUAAAAACUACAUCUGGGACCCAAGUGGUUUAUUUUCCAUAAUCUUACUCGUGAAUUUAUCGAUGAUAUAAUUUCGUUAACUUCCCUCCAAAAUUUGUAGGUGUCUUGCGUCCUUUGAAUUUUAAUUACACAUUUUUCAAAGCUUUGCUAAUAUUUUGUCAUUGUAGAGCCCUAUAUUCAGCUCAGUGUUAUUUCUCAAGAUUGUUCUAAACAAUGUCUAAUACUCCUGUACUGUAAAUUUGAGCCAUGACAAUUACUUUUUGGCGAAUAAAAAUCUAUUAUUUUAUCGAUGCCUUUUUGUCUAUAUAAUAAGAAGAACAUUACACGGCGGCUUGAAGAUAUGAAUUUUAUUUUCUCGUAGUAAAAUAUUGUUUUGCCACUCGAAAAUAAAAUUCAUAUCUUCACGCCACCGUGUUAUAUCCUCUAUAUAGUAGAGUUUCAACAAAAUUUGGUCAUUGUCGUUGUCUGUUGUUUGAGUCUUUGGGAACAUUAACGUUGUGUUAACAAGACGUUUUUACCAAAGAAAAUUAAAGGUCUGUAUGAUAAAAUUGUUGAGUGUCAACAAAAUUUGUUCAUUGUUGUUGUCUGUUGUUUGAAUCUUUGGGAACAUUAGACAAGACAAGACAAGACAUUUAUUAUCAUAAUAUUACAAGUACAAUUUUCACAUUAACGUUGUGUCAACAAGAAGUUUUUACCAAAAAAAAUUAAAGGUCUAUACUAUAAAAUUGUUGAGUUUCAACAAAAUUUGUUCAUUGUUGUUGUCUGUUGUUUGAAUCUUUGGGAAAAUUAACGUUGUGUUAACAAGAAGUUUUUACCAAAAAAAAAUUAAGGGUCUACUAUAAAAAUGAUCUAUAGUAUAAAAUGGUUUUGUACAUAAAAUAAACAGCAGGGGCACCCAACGAUGGUUUCCUCCAAAAUACAAUAAACACUUUUUAGGCUAUUCAGAGUACUCUAAGUGGUGCUACAAAAUUUUCAUCUCUUCGAUCAACCUAGGGGAAUUAAACGUUUUACGAAAGUGAGAAUUUUUUUGAUUCCUCUCUCCAUCACAUUUUAGGAUCCGAAAAUUUUAGAUUUCCUUUUUCUAAAAAAAUAGUGUAACCGGGGUGGAAAAAUAUUAAAAAAUGAACUUCAGAAAAUUGUAGGGAAUUUAUUAGAUACCGCUUUGAAAAUUGUACAUGAAUGGAACGCUCAUCUAGAAAUCUUUAGCCGUCCUCAAGCAAAAGAAAAUUCUAGGCAUUAUUUGCUUUUCUGAACAGAUAUUUUCAGAAAACAGUCAUAGGGUGUCCCUGAAACUGUUUGAAGCUUGAUGUGAUCCUAAAGUUUUCGAAGCUUAAGGUGAGCAAGCAAAGGACUAAUAUGUUCAUCAUUAUUAGAGAAAGUAAUUAGCACUUGCACUUUGUGUCACAAAAUUUACAAGUGCCACAGUGCAUGUGAAAGUCGAAGUUUUAUUUUAAAAAAAAAUGCUUGAAAGGCAGAAAUUUAGUUGGUGCUCCUUCUUCUUCAGUAAUUUGGAAGGUGAGACCAAUCUGCUCAAUGUAAUGUUACAAGUUAGUGUGGUCCAUUGUAUUUACAGAUAUACAUUGAAGAAAAAAAUGGAAAGAACUUCUUGUCGGCUGGUGAGGUAAGACUUUUUUGCAGCGUAGCCUCUGGACCUAUUUUCAGACAUCGGAGCAUUAAGAGCUUAUUUCUUAUUGCAAUCAGAUUUUUCCUGUUGAAUGCCUUGAAAUGAGAGUUUUUUUUGCUUCAUCACAAGGUUUUAAGUGUUUGUGUUUAAAGAAGUUCUGGUCUUCCCGGGUUUAUACUACUACAGGCGAAAUUUCUGCAAUUUGAUUGGCUUAUAGAGCAGUGGUAUUUCAGCUUAAUCUGAAAUACCUACAAGUGAAAUUACAAAACUUUUGCGGGUAGUAGUAUAAAAAAAUAAUAGCAUGAUUUGAAUGAUAUUUGGCAUAAAUACUACUGGUGAUAUUUCAAAAUUGUCUCAAAAUUCACUUGCCUAACGGCUCGUGAAAUUACGUAUAACAAUUUUGAAAUAUCACUCUUGGUAUGUAUGCCAAAUAUCACUACAAAUCAUGCUAUUACCUAUACUUAUACUACUACAUGAAUGAUUUCUUCAAUUUGAUUGGCCUAGGGCAGUGGUAUUUCAGAAUAAUUUGAAAUACCUACAUGUGAGAAUUACAAACCUGUGUGGGUAGUAGUAUAAACAAAUAAUAGCAUGUUUUUUAGUGAUAUUUGGCAUAAAUACCACUUGUGGUAUUUCAAAAUUGUCUCAAAUUUCACGAGCCGUUAGGCGAGUUAAAUUACGUAUAACAGUUUCGAAAUAUCACUCGUGGUAUUUAUGCCAAAUAUCACUAUAAAUCAUGCUAUUACCUAAAAUUAUUCUACAGAUGUGAAAAGUAUGUAAAAUUCAGUUUAAGCAUGACAGAAGUGAUGUCAUUAAACAUCAACUGACCCUGAGUGUAUGGCCAAAGUGUUGCAGGGUGUUGUCCUUGCAGAAAAUUUGUGGCAAAUAAAAGGCGUUUGUAUUUAGAUACCAAAACCAAAAAAGAGCCAGCUUCCAUAAAUUGAUUUAAUAGAUAUUUUCUCUUAACCCAUUUUUGUUAUCCUUUAGGAACCACUACCUUAUAUGUUUGGUGUGCUGUCAGCUCUAUUCUUUGGGACUGCAAUUUUCUGGCUCCAAAUACUCAGGAAAAAUAGGUACCUAUUUUCACAUAUUGUGAGUUGUUACAUGGUGACUUAAAACAAACAAGGCUAUUGGUGCUUAACAUAAAUUAUUACAUUAAAUGUGAAGCAUAUUAUGUUGUGAUUUGUCAGUUAUGUUAAUUACCUAUUUUGUAUUUACCCAUUGGUGAAUGCUGACAAAAGCUAGUGAUCACUCAAAUAGCAGUACACGUCAAUUUUCAUGUGAUUUUUUUUUUCCUGUUGGCGUGCAACGCUUUUUGUCUCAAUAAUCCAGAUUGUGACAGAAAUACCAAUAAGAGUAAUAGUGUGUACUAAUACCUUAAACAUAGUGUUCUCACCUUUAUAACAUUUAUUUUGUUGGACUGUUUUUUACUUUCUUAGGGAAUUUACGUACAAAGUUCACUACAUGAUGUUUGUUCUAAUCUUAUUAAAGGCUCUUGAUCUGAUGUUUCAGGCAGUAAGUUCUCUCCUAUUGAUUGUCUUGUCGUUACAUGUGCAUCAGCUUGAUGUAGAAAGUGUUUCAAGGAUCCGACUUAUACUAGUGAUAGAUUGAUAAAUAAUGGUUUGUUGACUUGUGGAAUAAUAUUAAGAUGGAAUCCAUCAGGAAAUUGAGCAAUUCUAAUUUUGAGUGGACAAUAACCUUGUACCAUAAUAAUUUAAACAAUGUCGCAUUCCUUUUUAUAUUUUUCAAGGGCUAUAGAUGUAAUUAGUUAUCUGUAAUGACACCAAAGAAAAUUUCUUAUGGGAGCCCAAGAAAACAGAUGUUAAAUUUCACAAAAUGACAUCUUACACAUGAAAUUUUCAGAAUUUUACCUGUGUUUUCACAAUUCUUGUGAAAUUUGGCAUUUAUUUUCUCGAGCUCCCAUGAGAAAUAGUCUUUGGUGUCAUUACAAAUAACUAGUUAUAUCUGUAGCCCUUCAAAUAUGUAAAAAAGAAUGUGAUAUUUUUUAAAUUAUUCUGGUACAAGGUUUUUGUCCACUGAGAAUUGAAAUUACUCAAUUUCCUGAUAGAUUCGGUCUUAAACUUCUAAACGAAAACAUUGAUGCAAGUAUUGAUAUAAAAGAAGAAGGUAUAAUCAAAAACAUGAUGAUAAAUUUACAGAAAUAGCAAUUAAUAUUGAACAAGAAUAAAGUCAUGUGUACACUGUAGGUAAAAAUUUGAUGUGAACAUUUAUUUUCAGCAAAAAUGGUUAGUGUCCUUUUCCUUUCUGUGGAGGUCAUAAAGCUGAUGGUUAGUGUUAAAUACGCACAGAGUGUAUGCCGAUCAUUCUUCCUUUCUUUCCAAGGUUAAUUAUCACUUUAUUAGCAAAGAUGGAAAACCAGCUGAAUCAUGGGAAGUCUUAUACUACAUUACACAUCUGUAAGUACACAUCAUUCACUAAACACUUGAACCGCUGACACUAGAUACAGUAAAAACCCGCGACUAAGAACCUAGAUUUAACGAAUGUGUUAGGCUAAAAAUUUACCAGUUAGGCCCCCUCUGUACAAGAACCUGUUUAGCCUAAAAUUUGAAACAGGUUCGCAUUUUAUAAAUUCUAUAAAAAAAAAUAUUCUGUACGAAGUUCUUAAUUUUCACGCUACUCACUUUUAAUAGGUCAUUAUAGGAUUUUAAAUGUUAUUUUAGUUUUAGUAUUUUCAUUUUAAUAGAGGACCGUCCUGGAAACCACUCUUAGUGAUGGAGGCCUCCUCUUAAAAUAUGUAUUUUAGUAGUAGUAGUAGUAGUAGCAGCAGCAGCAGCAGCAGUAGUAGUAGUAGUAGCAGCAGCAGUAGCAGAAGCAGUAGUAGUAGCAGUAGCAGCAGCAGAAGCAGAAGCAGUAGUAGUAGCAGUAGCAGCAGCAGUAGCAGAAGCAGUAGUAGUAGCAGUAGCAGCAGCAGUAGCAGAAGCAGUAGUAGUAGUAGCAGCAGCAGCAGUAGUAGUAUUGGCAGCAGCAGCAGCAGUAGCAGUAGCAGCAUCAGUAGUAGCAGCAGCAGCAGCAGUAGUAGUAGUAGUAGUAGUAGCAGCAGCAGCAGCAGCAGCAGCAGUAGCAGUAGCAGCAGCAGUAGUGGCAGCAGCAGUAGUGGCAGCAGCAGCAGUAGUAGUAGUAAUUGGGCAAAUAAGAUAAGUCAAUAUUCAGGAUUCUCUUUAGAGACAUAGUAUGUACGGUUUUUUGUAAGGAAUAAGCUGAGUACUACUCAAUGCUCUUAGCUACAAAUUAUUUUUUUCGUCAGAAAAAUAGGAACCCAUUUAAGAACCUGGUUAGCCUGCGGAAUCUGUGCUAAUUACCAUUUAUGGAAGAACCUGUUUAGGCUAACUUGAGAAAAUGUAGGUUCUUAGUCGUGGGUUUUUAAUGUAUUGAUUGUUGAAUUCCUGACAGUCCUUGUUACUGUUCUCCCUUCCUUCUAAGUGUGUGUGUGUUUUUUCUUAUAAACAAAUAGAAGCUUCAGUUCAUGGCUCUAAUAAAGUACAUAACUUAAAAUAAAGUUAUUCAGUUCGGAAUAACCAAUUUUCAGCUAAGCAGAAUACAUGUAGUAUCUCAUUCAUUUAUUUUAAUUUUUGGGUUUCAAGUUUGUUUAUGAUCUGAUAUGCGAUGAUACACUUGCAGUCUGUAUUCACUAACUCACAAGUUGCUAAGCUAGUCAAGGCCAGGUCAGAAUCACAAGCUAUAUUGAUUUACACUGUACUGAAAAAAUGUCCAAAGCCUGCAGGUUUCAUAGUGAAGGAAACGUAGUACAAAGGGAUAAAUUAAGAUAGCAAAACUGUUAAUCUUGUCUAGUUCAAAGCAUGGUUAAGAUAACCUAGGGUUAGUGUGAAAUUUUAAUUCAGAUAUAAAGGCUUAAAAAGUAAAUUCAGCCUUAUUCUGUUUGUCUACAAUUUGAUGAUUGGAUGCUGUAAAGGAAUAGGGAAAAUUAACAAAAGAAAAAGAAACCAGGGAUAAAAUUUAACCCUGGGUUAGGGCUAAUCGGCCUUCAAACAGUUGGGCCCUGUCUUACAGAUACCAUUGUAAAUUAAGUUUCAAAGUAAAAUCUGAAACAAAUAUAUAUUCAAAAGGUCGUGGAGCUGUUAAAAUUGCGACCGCUCUUAAGUAGUCUUACUAGUGAUAUUUUUAUUUGUAUUGCUCUUUAUAUAACUUAGCAUAUUAUAUUAUAAUGUUAUAAAGUUAUACUGGCAUUUGUGUUUACAGUAGCGUAUCCUGUAAUGUUUUUAUGCCGAUGAUGUUCAAUUUAGUCCCUAUUACAUUUCGAUUUUGUUAAUGUUACCGUUUGACUUUCCUUUUUAGGUUAAAAGGAGCGCUUUUAUUUGCCACCAUCGUUCUGAUUGGUACUGGGUUCUUCUUUAUCAAGCACGUUCUAUCUGACAGAGAUAAAAAAAUUUUUAUGAUCGUCAUACCUCUUCAGGUACAAUUUCAUUGUUUAUUCAGCACCGUCAAUGAACUCAUUUUAUUUCAACUAUUCACAUUCCUUUUGUCACUUUUUCUGUAGAUUUUAGCAAACACAGCACAGAUUGUGAUGGAGUCAACAGAGGAAGCUAACACACAAUACACAACUUGGAUAUCCUUUUAUAAAUGAUUAAUGGCAGCUAGACUCAAAACUGUCCCCAGUGUUCUUUUCCCUUCACGAGAACCUUAACAUAUUAUUGGCUAGUAUACAUUCAGCAUUGACAUUGGCGAAACGGGAAGCUGUAUACUUUAGCAUGACGGGGAUCAGAUAUGACUUUUACGAUCUCACCAUUAAAAAGGGGCAUUAUCGGCUUUGGUAUGAGGUUAAGUUUAUUGACGGAGAACCAUGCUUUACUCUAUCAGUGGCACCCAACGAUGGUUUCCCCCUAAAUACAUUAAAAACACUUUUCAGGUUAUCCAAAGUACUUUCAGAUGUAUAGAAAUGCAUUUUAAGUGGUGCUAUAAAAUUUGUAUUUGUUCGGUCAUACUAGGGGAACUUUAGUCUUUUCGAAAUUACAAGGGCUUCUCUAUUAUUUCCCCGAAAAUUUUAGCUGCAAUUUAACGUUUUACGAAAGUGAUAAUUUUUCUUUUUCCUCUCCCCAUCAUAUUUUUGAAUCCGAAAAUUUCAGGUUUCUUUUUUCUACGAAAAUUGCCCUAACAAUGGAAGUAAAAUGUGAGAAAUUAAACUGUAGAAAAUCGUAGAGGACACGCUUCGAAAAUUGUGCCUGAAUGGAACGGUCAUCUAGAAAUUUCUAGCCGUCCUCAAGUAACGGAAAAUUCUAGGCAAUAUUUGCUUCUCCGAACACAUAAUUCACAGAAAACAGUCGUUGGGUAUCCCUGAGCUAUUUACAUAAUACUUCACAUAAUAACAUCAAUAAAGACAAUGAAACUGUGAAAGCGUGGAUCCCUACGAUCAGUAGCCUGCGUAGCAGGCGCUUGGAGGUAGUGGGCACUAGAAAAAACGGGCGCGCGAGGAGAGUCACCCCUCGCGUGUCUCUCUCGUACGCACCGGCGCUCUCUCUUUCGCCCACUACUUCCAAGCGCCUGCUACGCAGGCUAUACGAUCAGUCAAGACAUCAACUUAUCGGUAGCAGCACAACGCGCACACCGCAGCGCCAACCACGUGAUGGAUAUGCCAAUAACAAGCAACCCGCUUAGGUGUCAGGUGUUAUGCUACUGAAUAGUCCCGACGCUCAAUAAUCCGGCAUGGCUUGAUGCAUGAAGACCAACACAACUCGGUCAAUAAUCAAUAACAAAGUAUUACACAAAUCACGCUGAACAUUCGUUUUCGUUGUAUUGAUUAUUUAUAGUGAAAACCGGGGUGAUACUCCCUUAUAUAAGCCAUAUACUGAGGUAUGUGCCGCCCCAGCGGGUAGGGUUUUUGCGCCGUUUCGGUCUGAAAACGAGUAUAGACUUUGUCUAUUUGGUCUGGAAUCGGGUAUGACUAUGGGAGCGUAUGGAACUAUCUGUUGUUUCAAUUCCAAAUGAAUAAGGAAGAAAGAUAAUAUGCGAAUUCGAAAUGGAUUUUAAGAAAUCUUUUUGUUGGCGCCUCAACCAAAGUAAUUUCAGGUCUGAAAACGGGCCUGGAUUUUUUAGGCCAAGUCUGAAAACGGGUGUGGAAAAUGACAUUUUUGGGUCUGAAUUAGGGUCAGGAUUUAGAGUACCAGACGGCACACCCCUGCCAAGAUUUCAUGGGAGUACUCCCAGGAUUGAAAAGUACCAACAUGUUGAUUCCUUAACUAUACUCACAAAGAGCUAUUCAUCUUAGUAGAUCUUCUGUGCUGUGGUGCUAUUCUGUUUCCUGUUGUGUGGUAUGUAAGACUUGACUUGAAGCGGGUUAAUAUUAUGACGGUAAAAACCAGAAACAAAAAGUAGACUAUUAUAUGACGGUCUUUUUUGUGUUUGAAUUCAGGUCAAUACGGCACUUACAAGAAGGCUCACAAACCGAUGGAAAAGGUAAUUAUAAAUACUACAUUGUAGUAGAACUUUGCUGGCCUGUUUUUAUCAAAAUUGAAUCUUGUGAAUUUGAAUAAUUUUUUUAUGUAUUAUGGUCUUUUUAGAGACAAUUGAACUCAUGGCCAAAAUCAAAUUCAACAACAAUUCCAAAUUUCAUUUUAACAAUGGUGAAAAACAACUAGUUUCAAACUGUUACAUGUAAAAAAUACUUUUGAAGGGAAUCACUUUGAAUGGUAACACCACACUUGGGAAAAGUAUUUUCUUCCUUGAGGACUGAUCAGUACGGUCAGGGCCCAGCCCGAUGAAGGUUGGGCGGUGAAACGAGCGCGUCCGAGCAAAAAGGUGUGAUGCAGUGGACUUGGACUCUACUUAGAAAUGUCGCUUGUUUUCGACAUCGGUCAGGGUUUGCGAUGUGGCUUGUCCAUUAGACUGCCGCUGUCACUGAAUUAUGGCGGCUUGAUUUGUUUUAUUGCACUUCUUCUUCGUUACUUUGUGCUGGUACGCUGUCUCCGAGAGGCAAAUGUUGCUAUUUUUUGCGGGAGUUUUAGUUGGAGUAGACAAACAUCUCUUUCAAAGGGUUUCUCUGAUUACUUCCAUGACUCUACCACUGAAUUAUAUUUUCGUUCUGCUACUCCUAACUCGCCAAUGUCGCUGUUAUUCCAAAACAAAAACAACUAAGUACUGUCUAAAACACGAAGGAAAAUGUCAUCCAUGGAAAAAUUAAAAGACAGCAGAUCGUGUGUUUCAAAACUAGAUGACGUGUAUUUUAUAAAUGCGUGCAGCUCGUGCAAGGUGAAAUUAUGCUAAUUUCAAUCACCAUCAUCCUUCUUUUUAAUUUUGAAAAAAACGUCUCAUACGUCUUUCUGUUUCCUCGAAACUUCAAAAUUAGUUUCCCCUCAGUUUUUACUGUUUAUCUUGUUUUGUUUUAGAGAGAAAAAGGGAGAAAAAACUUUACAACUAACCUCAAUAAAUAUUGUUUACAUGCGGUUGCCGGAUUUGCGACGCAUUGCGCCAAUCCCCAUGGCGCGUUGUACCCUAGAAGCAAAGUUUGAAGCAGUACAACGCCACUAUAUCAAAAUAUAUCAAUCUAAUUUUUUUGUUAUGUUAUAUAAAAUUUAUCCCUCUUUAACAUAUGUCAAAAUUGAGGUUAAGAAGUGUUAAGCUUUUGCAAACCAAACGGCGAAAGACGAUUAGGUGAUAUUUAGUGGAAGGAGGAGGUAUUCAACACUUUCAAAUUAAACUCAAAUUUUGGCAUUAUACGACCAACAAGUUUGACUUAUAGGCAUACAGACACAAACAUAUGAAACUGUUUAUUGAUAUUGUUAUGAAACUAAUUUAUCUAUUUAACAUUGUGGCCUGAAAUUGCAGAAAGAAAAUAGGAUUUCCGGUUUGCAAAAAGGAAAAUUUCGCCGGUCUUCAAGCGCACUAGAAGCGCGGAAAGAGGGCUCGUGCCAGUCCUACUCCGCAUCACACAUUAAAUGAAGAGCGGAGCGCUCGUUUCACCGCUUAACAUUUAUCCGCCCUGGUACUGUAGUUCAACCGGCUUCGUUCUUACAGAAGUUUUAGAGUCAACUGAGUACUGUUGUAGUCGUAUAUUACUGAUUAGGCAUUGAUUUUAUAUGUGUAUUUUUUUAUUGUUGUGAAGGCCGUAAGUUAGAUAACUCAUUGGGUUAUUACGUUACCUUCAUUAAAUAAAGAAUAUUGUAUUGUAUUGUAUUGUACUGCCUCUUAAUUCUCGGUUGGUAUUAUCGCGCUCAUUCUCGUAUGCUGCAGGAUAUUACUUUAUAACUUGCUAAUCUACUUACAAUUAUUUUUGCAGCGGCUCUCAAUUUAGCCAAACUGAAACUCUUUAGACAUUUCUAUGUGAUGGUAGGUCAAACAAAACUGGACAAGUUUUUUCUCAUAUUUUCUAUAUCUGUUAGUAAGUAUGUAAGUAAAUAAAUGAAUUAAUGACUGAGUGACGAUGCCUGUUUAACUUAUAUAAACCAUGCUUGCCUGACAUGCUUUGAAUCACCGGGACACCCGGUAGUUUGUUUCUGUGCAGUGUAGGAUCAUGUUUUGAUUUAAGGCCGUAUGGACAAAAACGUACUCUUGUGUUCUAAAACAGGGGCGGAUCUAGGGGGAGGGUGCAGGGGGUGCGCACCCUCCCCUGAGAUGACCUGCGGUUUUCUAAUACAAUUGGUAUUCUGCAAAAAAAAAAAACUAUGUGGUUUAAUGGUGUUGAAGUAGAGCAAGAGACGAGUGCACCCCCUCCUAAAAAAAAUCCUGGAUCCGCUCCUGUAAAAGAUCUAGUAUUGUUCGUGGAACAUUCGCAGCAAUGUUUUUACCGAACGAACAGUCGGAAUAAAAACCACUUCUCAAAACUACCAUGAAUUGGUUCUUUGAAGAUACAAUUCGUGCAACUUUGAUUUCCAUACUGUUAUUUCCUUGUAGAUUGUAUGUUAUAUCUACUUCACACGGAUAAUUGUCUACUUAGUAAAGGUGGGUAAUGUACCAGCCUGCACUGCUGUCCGGCACGCCAUCAGGUUCAUUUGGCCGGAUUAUAAUGAGGCAUUUAACAUGCGUAAAGUUAAUUAGUCUCGCUUGCGUAGCAGCGAGACUCAUAAUCUGCGGCGCGUUUUUCGCCCCGGGCAGGGGUAGUCCCUUAUAUAGACUUUAUAGGAUUCAGGGUUAGGUAUAGGUACAUUUUAGUUUGAAUUUAUCGCAUCUUUUGAAUGUAAAACAUUACCAAUACUCACACUGAAAUGUACUAGUCAUGGAUAUAUGUAUUGUCCGCAUUAAUUGAGAAGAAUUAGCAUAACGUUAAAACAUUGAAUGUUGUAGCGCGGAUUUUUGACCGGUUCGUAGGAUAGGUUUGUUUUGAAAUUUCAAGGUGUUGCAGUGAAUCAAUCUUAAUGAAUGUUUCAAACAUUAUUAUAUACAUUAUGAAGAUUAUGUGAAGAGAUUUUUAAAAAAAUUCGUUCGAGUCGUUUCAGAGAUACAAAAAGGCGCUAAAAGUCCAAAUUUUGAAUGAAGUUGCACUUAGACAGGUUGUGAGAAAACGGGAUAGUUUUUAAGAUCGCAAGAACGAAAAUACACCAAAAUUUCCUAGCACCGAAAUAUGAUAUUAAGCAGCAUUCUGACGCUACUUAAGAAUAAUUGAGUCCCUUAUAACGUUUUUAUUAAAUAAUCUAUCACGGCUAUUGAAAUUUAAGGUUUGAAAUAUAUUUUCGUUUUAGUCAAAUUCAAACGUACAGAAUUUUUUUUUCUCACGGAGGUUAUUUGCUACACAUCAAACUUUAAGUUCCUGGUGUUGGAUUUUCAGUAGGUGGUCUAGAUCGCCCAAAAUUAGGCGUUUAUCAAUUUCAAAGUUUUUUGUUGAUUGUUGUCAUAGUAAUAUCGAUUAUACUAAAACCUACAUUUUGACAAAUUUCGAUCUAUAGUCAAUCAUUGGUGAAGCGAUAGGACAAGGAUAAAAUCACUUUUAAAGCAAUUGAAAAAUAUCGGUAUGGCCUCUGAAAAACUAUAAUUAUCGAAACACCCUAAGCGAAGGUGAGACCCUUUUCGUUCUAAUAUGCCACCUUUGUAUUGCUGCUGUCUUUACUCUCGUAGAGACGACUUCCGCCCGAAAAGUGUAACAAGUCCACUUACGGUUGCCGUCCGUCGCUUGAAGUUUAUAGGGACUUAAAGAUCCAACGACGCGACGGCGACAAGAACGUCGCUUCAAAAGUGAAUUUGCGUUCUUUCAGUCUUUAUAGCGAUUAUUCCUACCCACUUACUUUAUCAACUGUAGGCGAACCCUCCUGAAGCUGAAUUUCAAGGGACCAAAGUCAAGCCCAGAAAGAGAAAUAAAAUUUCGUCGUUGCUUGUUUACGUCCUCCAUAAAACGCGAAAUUAGGCAUUUUCACGUCGUAGUCGUGCAAGAACGGGAAAGAAAUGUACAAAAAAGUGUGAUCCACGUGCGAAGUUGUUGUUUUGCUGAUUAAACCAAUUGUUUUUUUGACGUUCUCGUUGUCGUCCGCGUCGUUGGAUCUUAAAGUCCCUUAUUUCUAAAACGAGGCGCAAGCAAAGGUGUCUCCCGGGUUUCGGAGUAAAAGCUUUUUCCCGCCCGUGUUGCGCGGAUAUGUUAGAGGUCAAAUUAAAUUCAGGUUGAUUCUAGGCUAAAAAAAUUUUACCUGAAUAGGUGGUUUUCACGUGACGUCAUCGCCGCCAUGCUGGUGGACAGUAAACAAAAGAUCGCUCAUUAGCUCGUUUUGUUUGUCCACCAGCAUUUGUUCAUUUCACCAUUGUUAGUUGUGUCUGCCGAGACUGCAUGGAAACCACCUAUUUAGUUUUGAUCUGUCACAGAUAUACCGUUCUUGUUUUAUGGUUCUUCUUGGCCCUCAGUUUGAUCUGUAGUAAAUCAAUAUGUAGGUUGAGUGGAAAGUGACUUUACCAUGUAAAUAUAACAAAUUCUAUAUUUGUAUUACAUCCCGCAAACGUAAGGCGCAUAGUGGUAUUACGAGUGUAGUAGAAGGAGAAAUUAACCAAUGAAAUGAGAUGUUCGCUCAUUUGUCCUUUCCACAGAAAGUAGAAGGAAAGCAAACAUGUUUAACAUGUCUCUUGUAUUUUAGAUAACAGUACCAUUCCAGUUUAUGUGGUUGGAUGAUGUAAGUUUUUGCGGUUUGUCUUUUCUUGUACUGAGUUUAUUACCAUCAUUAUUUUGAAAGUGAAGAUCAUUGUUUUGUUGUCUGAUUUCAGUUCUUCAGUAAUGCAGCAUCCUACGUCUUUUUUGUUCUCACUGGGUAAGAGACAAUUUAUAACUUUGUAGGUUCUUGUCGCUGUCCAUGUAAUUCAUCUCGUCUAGGUUAAGGUGUUGAACUGCGAUGUCUUUGUCGAGCUCCCAACAAACAAUAGACUGACAAAUGGCGCCACCAACACGGUUCAGUUAAGGCAUGUUUUCUGACAUAAGCAAUUUGUCGCGUGUUUAUUUUUUCUGUGAGUUAGGUACGACUUGCAGUCACGCGUGUAACUACCAUCGAUUUUAUGGCGAUAAUUUUUUGCUGCUAAAUCAUAGUUAAUUUGAACUUGCUCGAAUUUCUUUGCCAUUUGAUUUCUCUGAUUUCUGCUCCUGAGGUGCAAAGGAGACUACCUCUUUAAAUGAGCAUUUACAUCAGAGGAAAAUGUUGCAGUAACUGUUACAUAAAAAUUGGAAAUCUUCAUAAAAUCGCCACGAAAUCGCUACAUAAGACGCAGUAACAUAGCGCAACAAAUCAUAUGUGUAAACGAACCUUUAGAAGGUUAGCAGUGCGGUAAUUGUUAUUUAUACGAUUUUACGUGGAAUAAUGCUUUGUCGCAUAGACUGUUUUUUUUUUAAUGCCUUCCCCACCCCUUUUUUCCAAAAAGCUGAAAAGAGACGUUCAAGUGAAGUGUUGAAUAUGAUAAAUCUGAUUUGGGAUUUUGACCCGCAGAAUCCAGCCAAAAGGUAGAUUAUUGUGGCCUCAUAAUCUGUUUCUGGAUUCCCCCCCCUCCAAAAAAAAUAGAGACUGUACAUCUGACUGGAUUUGCAAAAACAUGGCUACAGAAAUCUCUCUACGGUAUAUACUGACAGAUUCUUGUAGUGGAGCAUGUUUUUUUCUUCAUGGUUACUUUUAUUUAUUUAAUUUCUACCGAAUAUUUACUGAAUAGGCUGCAGUACAUAGAUUUUGAUGAGUUUCUCACUGGCCAUCAAUCUACCCCCGCCCCCAAAAAAGUUUUUCAUAGCUUCCCAUAAUAGGCCUUUUGCACGAUGGCGUCAUUUUACUACUACGACCAGAAUCCUUUUCGUUUUCCUUUCAUGUUUAAAUUUGAUAAAUCCCAGCGAGGUUUAAAAAACAAAAACCCUAAAACCCUGAAGGCUUCUGGUCGUAGUAGUAAAAUGACGUCAUCGUGCAAAUGAUCUAUUCUCUCUUUUUGGCUGCCUUGAGCAAAGUUUUCCGGAAGGCAUCAUUCAGCCUUAUGAAGGACCAAUUCUCGCGUCUGCAAAGUCUGCUGCGUCCAAUAUCUUCUUGUAUUUCGUCUCAUUUCGGGCUACACAGGUGAAAGACUGAUCCCGGGCUUGAGACAGAAAGAUUGGAUAUUGCAAGCUUCGUUGUUGACAGUAACAAGUCUUUGGACUCACAAAGAAGGCUCUAAGGGUGAAAUCCAUUCGGGGAGAUUGAUGUUGAUUUCUGACCAGGCCAAACACUUAGUUAAAAAUUGUUUUGAAGGCGGGGGACUCCAUGUCUCCUUUUCAACCUCUGGUUUACAUCCGGGAUCUUGAAUAAAUCGACUGUUUGAGUCGAGAAAAGUUUCAUGUGACGAUUUAUGUGGAGAAAGCGAGAGGUUUUCGGUCGGAGUAAUUUGACGAUGUUUCGCCCGUGUUAAAUGUGGCAAUAUUAUGAGUGGUUUUCGAAAGUGUUGUGAUUUCCGCGAAAUUUAUUGUGUGAUUACCGAGGUUGUUGACAGUUAUAUGGUUGAGAAAACUUUGUGUCAAGCAUAAAAACGCUUGUCUGGAUUUGCUAACUCGUGGCUAAAGAAAUUUCAAGUGCAUUUUAACAAUUUGGCAUCUAAGUCGAAUAAAAAGCAGUUAAAAGUCACUAGCGGAGGCUUAACAAUGACAACUUUAUUGCUGGCAACAAACGGUAAAUUUUCCUCGCAGAAGUAACGGGAUUUUGCGAUGAAAUUAACAACGAGUUUGAAACGUCGGGAAAGUAUAGCUUGUUAGUCAGUCAAACCAUGAGGCCCAUAGCUAAGUCUAUGCUGAAAACACUAGAUGUAAAAUCCACAAUCUUUGAGCACAGAAUCGGCUUUCUAAGGCAAAAUCACCUACCUACACUAAACCCUCACGAAGCGUUUUUAUGCUUGGCAGAAAGUUUUCUGGUAACACGAGCCCAACCACAUACCUGUCAACACAUUCGGUAAAUCACACAAUAAAUGACUUUGCCGGCAUUCAGAACACUUCCGCAAACCACUCGUAAUACUUCCACGCUUAACAAGGGCGAAACAUCGUCAAAUUACUCCGUAAAAGUCUCGCUUUCCCCACAUAAAUCAUCACAUGGAACUUUUCUCGACUCACACAGUCGAUUUAUUCCAGAUCCCGGAUGUAAACCAUAGGUUGAAAAGGCGACAUGGAGCCCCCGCCUUCAAAACAAUUUUUAAAUACGUCUUUGGCCUGGUCAGAAAUCAGCAUUAAUUUCCAUCUCGCCGAAUAGAUUUCACCCCUGGAACCUACUUUGUGAGGCCAAAGACUUGUUACUGCAAACAACAAAGCUUGCAAUAUCCAGUCUUUCCGUCUCAAGCCUGGGGUCAGUCUUUCACACAUAUAGCUACCCUGGGUACUUUUCUCGCGUGCGGCGGGAAUUUUCUGUGUUGGCCGAAGGCCGACACAUCUCUUGACAGAAACCGGAAACCGCGCUAGAAAAGUCUCUGGCACCCAGGGUAACAUAUAGCCCGAAAUGAGACGAAAUAUGAGAAGAUAUUCGACGCAGCAGACUUUGCCAGACUUGAGAAUUGGUCCUUCAUAAGGCUUAAUGAUGCCUUCCCAGAAAACUUUGCUCAAGGUUGCCAAAAAAAAAACUCUAAGACAACCCACUAUGAGAGCCGAGUUCAGUCUAAUACGCGCGCGGAAAGAAAGAAAACGAGUGCCUGAAGUGCGUCAGUGCAGUAUGUGUUUAGCGCCGGUGGGCUUUUGUAAUAGAGUUUCUUGGUUCUGCAGAUAUAAAUUCCGACCUGCUCCAGAUAAUCCCUACCUUCAUGUGCCUCAAGGUGACAGUGAUGAUGAAAUGGAAAUGGAAGAAGUGUAAGUAUCUUAAUGACCAUUCCAGUACACCAUCUGUCGUCAUUUCAGCGUGUUUGACUUGUUCAUCUUUUCGUUAUCUCCAUUUCAGGGUUACAAAUGCAGGUCUUACCGAAGGAGUUACCAGGCUUCAACCUUCAUCGGACGGAAAGAGAAUAUUUGAAACUGCAUAA
Messenger RNA from Porites lobata, 32800 nucleotides. The record is from the annotation of a GenBank genome assembly. Lineage: Eukaryota; Metazoa; Cnidaria; Anthozoa; Scleractinia; Poritidae.